Fusarium vanettenii 77-13-4 is the source of this 1359-nucleotide messenger RNA. RefSeq lists its product as uncharacterized. Gene Ontology annotation, biological process: rRNA base methylation. Bases 1 to 1359 code for a protein of 452 amino acids. NCBI's taxonomy places the organism in Eukaryota, Fungi, Ascomycota, Sordariomycetes, Hypocreales, Nectriaceae. Gene Ontology annotation, cellular component: nucleus. The transcript has 4 exons. The record is from RefSeq and is a predicted model, not a curated record. Gene Ontology annotation, molecular function: 23S rRNA (adenine(1618)-N(6))-methyltransferase activity.
AUGGGUGAGAAGCGCAAGGCAACAGAAGAGGCCCCUGGCCAGCCAAUGGCCAAGGGCUACGACAGUGUCACAUCUCGGGAAGCGACCCUGCAAAAGCCACUGGAAGGGCCUCCAGAAGACAGUGUUUCUCGAGAUCGCCACUUUGCUGAAUUGUACACGAAAACACCCGACUUUAAACAGCUGGCACUCCAGGACAAAGACUUUGCUCUACUAUGGAACAAGCACAAGACGGAUUUCUUCGACAACCCGCAAUGUGUCACGAAUCGACACAAUUACGUGUUAUGGCUGAAGGGUCUCCUGGAUAGCACUUCGUAUGAGAAACCAGGUGAUAAACUCGUUGGUUUGGAUAUUGGUACUGGGGCGAGUUGUAUCUACCCUCUUUUGGGGUGUGCCCAACGGCCAUGGGAGUUCAUCGCCACUGAAAUCGAUACAAAGAGUCUUGAGUACGCUCGUAAAAAUGUAGCUCUUAACAAACUAGAGCACCGAAUCAAGGUCGUGGAACGAAAGCCAACAGACGCCAUCAUCCCUCUUGACGACCUCAACGUGGAUAAAAUCGACUUUACAAUGACCAACCCGCCCUUUUACAAAUCAGAGCAAGAAAUGAUCAAGAGUGCCGAGCAAAAGUCUCGACCUCCUUUCACGGCAUGCACGGGUGCCAAGGUCGAGAUGGUUACCGAAGGUGGCGAGGUUGCCUUUGUCGACCAUAUUCUCAACGAGUCGCUCAAACUACGAGAGCGUGUGCGUUGGUAUACGGCCAUGUUUGGCUUCCUGACGAGCUUAUCCGACUUUAUCGCCAAACUCCGCGAGCAUGGAAUCGACAACUACGCCGUGACUGAGUUUGUCCAGGGCAGCAAGACACGUCGGUGGGCGAUCGCCUGGAGCUUUGGGAGCAUGCGGCCGACGCAGGAAGUUGCUCGUGGCAUCAAGACGGCCGUCCCGAAGAACAUCCUCCCAGAGAUUACAGAAGAAAAAGUUGUCGAUGUGCCUUUGCCCGACAAGGUGGGCGAUUUCGCAGAUCGCUUCAAGGAUGAGAUUGCCAAGCUCGAUCUGACAUCAUGGAGCUGGGACAAGGAGCGCCUCGAGGGCACGGGACGAGCGGCCGACAGAGUGUGGGCUCGGGCAUGGAGGAGACGGAAGCAGCGGGAGAUGCAGACCGAGACAGCCGACGGAUCCAAGGCCGAAGGAGCAAAGUGCGUCCUCGCAUUCAAGGUGUCUAUCCGCGUUGCUCAGGAUCACAUCUCGGUGAGCUGUCGAUGGCUCGAAGGUCACGAUGCUGUCGCAUUCGAGAGUUUCCGGGGAUACUUGAAGAAGACGGCACGGAGCAUCGUGGGCUCAGAGAAGGAGGGCACGCGAACUUGA